Messenger RNA from Pygoscelis adeliae (Adelie penguin), 1211 nucleotides. It is a transcript of the gene PSMD9, whose product is annotated as proteasome (prosome, macropain) 26S subunit, non-ATPase, 9. Lineage: Eukaryota; Metazoa; Chordata; Aves; Sphenisciformes; Spheniscidae. Gene Ontology annotation, molecular function: protein binding. Gene Ontology annotation, cellular component: nucleus; cytoplasm. Bases 1 to 429 code for a protein of 142 amino acids. The record is from RefSeq and is a predicted model, not a curated record. The transcript has 4 exons. Gene Ontology annotation, biological process: proteasome regulatory particle assembly.
AUGGUGUCACCCACAGGUUUGCAGAACGACCACAAGGCCCUGAUGAAGCAGGUGGAGGAAGCUCUUCACCAGUUGCACGCCCGGGAGAAGGAGAAGCAUGCCAGGGAUGAGGCGGAGGCAUUGGCUGAGGCAAUGAGCCAGAACCAGAGCCUGCCACAGGCGUUUGCCAAAGUGAACGCGGUGACUCCAGGAUCUCCUGCAAGUAUCUCGGGGCUUCAGGUUGAUGAUGAGAUUGUGGAGUUUGGUUCUGUCAACAUAAACAACUUCCAGAACCUGCAGAAUAUUGCCACAGUGGUGCAGCACAGCGAAGGGAGACCCCUGAGUGUGACUGUGAUCCGCAGCGGCAAAAAAGUGCACGUGGGGCUGACUCCGAAGCGCUGGGCUGGGAAGGGCCUCCUGGGCUGCAAUAUCAUUCCCUUGCAAAGAUGACCAUUGCUUGGAAAACAAUAAAGCUGAAGUUUGUGCCUGCUUUCUGGACUCUGAUCUGGUUUGAAAACUUCCCUACAUGUUUUUGCUGAAACAAAUGUUUCGGAGGCUGUGACCUCUAGGUGCCUGACUUGCAGAGUCUUGAAGAGGUUCUGAUAGAGCAGGGCCUGCCUGCAAUUCAGAAUUGCACUGGUUCAUCAGGAGUAGCUUGCAGAGCUGCAAGAUGUGGCUUCUCAUCUCUUACGCCUUGUAUCAGGUUGGAAUGAGGCUAUAGAGAGACCCAAACUUCACUUGAUACGGGCUCUAAAAAGCGUGAAAUGUUCUUACUUGGUGAUAACAGAGCAUUCCUUUUUUUUUUUUUUUCCUCUCUGUAAAAUUUGUCACUGAACAUCUUGUAAUAUAUGCUUAAAAAGUCCUGGAGCACUUCUUGUUGUCUUUAACAGUAGAUCACAGUCAAGAAAUACACAAGUUUGGUACUUUAUCUUCCCCGUGUUACCACAACUUUUGAAGUCACUAAACGUGAUGAAUCUUUGGAAUGCCUAAUUAUUUUAAGUUAAUGAGAUAAGGAAUAGGGUUUAUAAUUCUACUUUGAUUUAGUAGUUUGUAUAGUCAUGAUAAAAGUACUCCUAAUUUGGCUUUUUAAAUUUGUUUAUUUGCAGUAGUUGCUUUUAGGGUGUAUAAACUCUUUGAGGGGAUUUCAGGGAUGACUGGUUUGUUGUAAGCUUGUUUCCAGUUGAACUUCACAAUACUCUCCCAAAACAAUAAAACUGAGUAAUGCCUCUCUC